GAAUACUAGAAGCCCACUUAGACAUCGAACUCUGCAAGACAGUCCUUUUAUUAAAAACCCUAGAAGAGCCUAAUUAGGGUUCUUGGCCAUUCUCGGACACACACUCUCCUCCUCCCCCUUUCCCUUUCGUUUGCCGCCGCGGGGUGACGUUCCAAUGGCGUCGGAGAAGAAGCUCUCCAACCCCAUGAGGGAAAUCAAGGUCCAGAAGCUCGUCCUCAACAUCUCCGUCGGCGAGAGCGGAGAUCGCCUCACCAGAGCCGCCAAGGUGUUGGAGCAGCUCAGCGGUCAGACCCCUGUUUUCUCCAAAGCUAGGUACACUGUUCGCUCUUUUGGAAUCAGGCGUAAUGAGAAGAUCGCAUGUUAUGUCACUGUGAGGGGUGAAAAAGCAAUGCAGCUUCUGGAGAGUGGUUUGAAGGUGAAGGAAUAUGAGCUCCUGCGAAGGAACUUUAGUGACACUGGUUGCUUUGGUUUUGGUAUCCAGGAGCACAUUGAUCUUGGUAUUAAGUAUGACCCUUCGACUGGUAUUUAUGGAAUGGAUUUCUAUGUUGUGCUGGAACGACCUGGUUACAGAGUCGGCCGUCGUCGGAGGUGCAAGUCUCGUGUCGGGAUCCAGCACAGGGUCACCAAGGAGGAUUCCAUGAAGUGGUUCCAGGUUAAAUAUGAAGGUGUUAUCCUUAACAAAUCCCAGAAUAUCACCGGCUAGGCUCUUAGAUUCUAAGAAGUCUGCUUGCUCUCCCUUCAUUUGUUCAAGUCCCGAAUUAGUAUCUUGUCUCCCUUUUUUCUCAGGAAUAGAUGUUUCUAUGCAUCAGUUUUGCUUAUGAAGAACAUGUUUUUGUGCCACCUCUUUCAUUGUUUCAUGCUCGGUUUCGAUGGUC
Messenger RNA from Rhodamnia argentea, 875 nucleotides. RefSeq names its product 60S ribosomal protein L11-1-like. Gene Ontology annotation, molecular function: RNA binding; structural constituent of ribosome. Gene Ontology annotation, biological process: translation. NCBI's taxonomy places the organism in Eukaryota, Viridiplantae, Streptophyta, Magnoliopsida, Myrtales, Myrtaceae. The record is from RefSeq and is a predicted model, not a curated record. Gene Ontology annotation, cellular component: ribosome; cytosolic large ribosomal subunit.